AAACUGGCUACCUGCUUCAUGCUAGCAGUUUCACUYGAUCAUAUGCUGAAACUUCGUCUGUCCGAAAAGGAAAGAAAUAAAUCGAGCUAUCGUUUGAUCAAAGACGUUUUGGGAUCCGAAGAGAAGAGUCCAUUUUGCUCUCAAUGCGUGUUUCCAACAUGUCAUUUUGUCCAGGUUAGGACUYCAUAAUUAAUAUGUAAGUACAGAGAUUGUGUCGGUGCAGACAGCACACCACACGGUGUUUCGCUCCAACGGUGGCCAUUCCUGUCUUGUUCCAACCAUGGUGGCUUCAGCCGAAGAGGUGUCUUCAUCCCUUGUAAGGGAAUAUUUGAGUCGAAAGGGACUGAAAAGAACCAUCGCCUGUAUGGAUGAGGAGCAUCCACGCACAGAGGCCAGUAUCAAUAACAGAUCACAUCUGAGGCAGAUUCUCAACAUAGAGGAUCUCUACAGAAAAAAUAAAGUACUGAGGACCCCCCUGAAAACACUGCUUGAGAUUAUCGUGAAGCACCACAUUGAACAGUUAAACAGUGACAAGCUCAUUAGCGGACACUGUUCACARAUGAUGCAAACUAUCAGCUCUCCUGUAAGUAAACCAUUAAAAAAUGACGCAAAGGCAGACGAAGUGACGCCGGCUGUCGUUGGCAGCAAACGAAGGUCUGAAAMAAACGUAGCAUGCCCCUCUGAACCAACAUGUGUGUCGUUGGAGAAAGAGAUCCCAACUAGUUUUAAUCCAACAGAUCAUAUGACUURUAAAUCAGAUUACCAAAAAAGCAAACCAGUGCUGGCUUCCCAACAAGACAAUGAAAUCUUUCCGCAAAAGGAGGCAGACAGAAGCACUUCCGUUACUUCUGUUACCCAGAAGAACAGAACCAAUCACAGCAGACGAGGCAUGUUGGCUGGACCGGUACCACAGGAAUCAAACAGAAAAAAGCAAAGCCGAAAAGUUGAAGUGUCGCAGGUGUUUCUCAGAAAAGAUGAGGAAAACAGACGUUUUACUGACGUAUAUUUAAAAAGCAGUCUAACUCAGAACAGCGCAGCCAGAAGUGUAGAGAGCACGGCGGAGAGGAACCGGGAUCAGAGCAGCUGUGGGAAAAUGGAAAAGAACACAUUGAAAACAAGCAUAGUAAACCCUAGACUGAAUGUCUCUGAUUUGAAUGUGUCAGAGAUAGUUUUAGAUGAUAUUGAUGAUGAGGAGGAAGAUCUGCCAGUAGUGUCUGUUCAGAGGAAUGUUCCAGAGUUUCACUAUUCAGGCUGUGCUAUGGACCAACAGACUGCCACAGARUUGAAAACUAUUCUUCUUGGUUCCAGCUUAAAUUGUUUCAGUGUUGAGUGGAUGAAUCAGGGUUUCACCUUUUCUGAGAUUGAUGACCUCAGAUAUGGCAUUGUGCAAAAAAAGGGUGGUCCUUGUGGAGUUCUGGCAUCUGUUCAAGCAUUUGUUCUGAAGAAGCUUCUGUUUGAAAACGCAGAUAGCGGUAUUACUACGCUUCAGAGGCUACGACCUUCCAACAGCACCAGAAGACGGUGUCUUGUUUUAGCUCUGGCUGAAGUAUUGUGGAGGGCAGGCAAGGAAACACAAGCCACAGUUGCAAUAAACUCUGGGACAAAUCAUUUCACUCCAUGUGGACACUACAGAUCUGAAGGUGUAUUUGAAAAGAUUAUUUAUUUCUCUCUGGAUAACAUUAAGGAUCUGGAGUCCCUUCUGGAGCAGCACAUAGACCAGUUUGAAAGAGGGAUGCUAGGAUGUGUUCUGCUGACCGUAUCAGCGGUUCUCUCUCGAUCCAUUGAAAGAAUAAAAGAGGACAUGGACGUGCCCACCACCACACUGAUUGCUGCCCAUGGCUACUGCACUCAGGAGCUGGUCAAUCUGUUGCUUUGUGGCAGAGCAGCUUCUAAUGUGUUUGACAAUGACAUGGAGCUGGACUCAGGCAGUGGUGACAUGACUCUGCUCAAGGGGAUCAAAGACCCCUGUCAAGUUGGCCUGCUGUCCCUGUUUGAACAUUACAAUAUCUGUAAGGUAGGAACUUACCUGAAGAGUCCCUCCUUCCCCAUCUGGGUGGUGUGCAGUGAAAGCCAUUUCAGUAUGCUGUUCGGCCUGCAGAGGGCGCUGGUGACCAAUCCGGAAGGAGGUGUGGAGUUUGACCUUUAUUACUAUGAUGGACUGGCCAAUCAACAGGAGGAGAUUCGCCUCACUGUUUCUGUUGGCAAAUCAUCUAAAAGCUUUCAGGAAGUUGAUUCUGAUCUUAUUCCUCCUCUCGAGCUUUGUAUCCGAACAAAGUGGAAAGAUGCAUCGGUCAACUGGAACGACACAGAACCUCUGCUCUAAGUUGUUAAUCAUUACCUGACACAAAACAACACCGUCAUACUCAGAAAUCAUUUUAGGUAUAUUUUAUUAUGUAUGCAUUUGAUUUAAUCAAAUUUUAAUUAGGUUUUUACUUACUUUAAAAUGGGAAGUAUUAUUGAACAAACUGAGCAACUGGAAAGCUUUUAGAUCACACAGCUAAUAAAAAGUAUGAAAGUUUGUCCGUGGAGUUUUGGCUCAACUUGGUUUGAAUCCACUGCAUUUGAGUGAUUAAAAGGUUUUAAUGGAUUUAUGCAGUUAUAUACAGACAUAUAAAAUAAGUGUUUAGGAAUAUUUGUGGGUGGAGGUUUGUGUUUUAGAUGAAAUGUGGUUCAAGUUUAGGUUUACCCCCUUUUGGCCUUUUUCUAUCUACUUAUAGUUUUUAAAAUAAUAAAAUUUAUUUUUGUUUGGUUUACUCUGUUUCUCAUUGUUUUGUAUUACAAUUUUGUUGGAUCUCUUUUCUGUUGCGAUAAGAAAACUGUCACCAGUCCAUGUUGUUUAACAAUAAGCCUUAUUUAUCAGUUUGCAUGCCUUUUUUUAACAAAACAUUUGUCAUUUUCAUCUGUUCUAAGAGAGAAGAAUGAAUUCAGUCACAGCAUAGUUAGUAGACUGAUUUAUAAAUCUGUAAAUACUGUAAUCUUUUUAAUCACAACCUGUUUGAUUUAAUAAAGAAAGAAUUAUGCAUUUAAA
Messenger RNA from Austrofundulus limnaeus, 3028 nucleotides. It is a transcript of the gene mindy4, whose product is annotated as MINDY lysine 48 deubiquitinase 4. The transcript has 18 exons. Lineage: Eukaryota; Metazoa; Chordata; Actinopteri; Cyprinodontiformes; Rivulidae. Gene Ontology annotation, biological process: protein K48-linked deubiquitination. Gene Ontology annotation, molecular function: cysteine-type deubiquitinase activity; K48-linked deubiquitinase activity. The record is from RefSeq and is a predicted model, not a curated record. Bases 281 to 2323 code for a protein of 680 amino acids.